Leishmania braziliensis MHOM/BR/75/M2904 is the source of this 954-nucleotide messenger RNA. RefSeq lists its product as hypothetical. The record is from RefSeq and is a predicted model, not a curated record. NCBI's taxonomy places the organism in Eukaryota, Euglenozoa, Kinetoplastea, Trypanosomatida, Trypanosomatidae. The coding region runs from base 1 to 954 and encodes 317 amino acids. The transcript has a single exon.
AUGGAGGACGUGAUCUUCCUGUUCGACGACGUGGACGCGGCGAACCCCGUUGUGUGCGCGCGUGCUGGGAGCCGCGUGGUGCAGCGCCGUGCUGCUGCUCGACUGACUGCGCGUGCGGGGUUGCGCGAUGCGCCGCUGACGACGUGCGUGAUCGAGAUGGACGCGUCGUCGUCGCGGCCGGUGGUGCGCGCGGAGGACAGCGCGCUGCCGCUUGCGCUGCUGAUGGAAAUUAUGGGUGGCGGCGCAUCGAAGGAUGGUGGCGGCGGUAGCAAGAGCGAGGGCGGGUCGCGGCGGAGGACGGAGAAGCGGGCUGCGGUGACGGCGGGUGACGCCGGUGCGGGGGUGGUUGGCAGGAACUUGUUCGAGAUAAAUGGCAUGCUCUUUGGGGAGAACAAGGACAGGCUGGACCUUGCGGGGCUGCUGAACGUGCUGGACGGCGUGUUGGACGCGCCUGGGCGGAUGGUGGUGAUGAUCACGGAGCACCCGGAGUGGCUGGACCCUGCGCUGGUCCGGCCGGGGCGCUUCAGUGUGCGCCUGCGGUUGGACUACAUGGAGAUGGAGGCGCUUGUGCAGAUGCUGGGGCUGUACUACGGCGACGUGGAGCACUCGCCGCGCGGCAUCGGUGCUGGUGCCGGUGCCGUGGGGGCGGACGCGGGUAGCGGUGUGGGGGCGGCUCGCGCGGCGCAGUGCCCUGCGGUGGGUGCUGCCGGGCGUGCGGUGCACCGCGAGCUGAGCGAGGCGCAGGUGGCGCGCGUACGCGGCGCUGUUGCUGCGCUAGAGGAGGAGGCGGAGGCUGCUGCUGCGCGCGAGGUGGGCACGGAUGGCAGCGGCGAGCGCAAGUACUGCUUCCAGGUGACACCGUGCGAGGUGGAGAUGCUGUGCAUGGGGCAGGACGACCUAGAGGGCUUCCUGACGCAGCUGGCCCGUGUGGUGCGUGGGACGGGGCAGCUGUGA